GGUGGGGCAGGGUGUUGAUGCCACUUCAAACAGUGAUCUGAGAGAGCUGCUUUGAGGGAAGUUCACGGAGGCCCGAGUGGAGGGAGGUGAGACGGUGGCCUAUUUGGCUUUCCUGGCUAUUCCAGGUGUGGGAGCCGAGUAGAUGUACUUGAUCGCAAUCCUCUUCUGCUCAAAUCCCUCCCCAGGCUUGCCUUUCCAAAAGCCAAGACUUUCAAGUGGUCAAAAGACCCUCUUGCAGCUGACCCCAUUUUCUCACAGAACUCAGUCACUCCCCUUCCCCCUCUCCUCCUCCCCACUGCUUGUUAUUUUAGAACACAGACGGCUGGCUGACUCCCUCACCUCCCUCAAGUCUCAGCUCCACUUUACCUUUCCCCGGUGAGGGGAAAAUUGAGCCACCGCCUCACCCCGCCCCUUUACAACCCUUCCUAGCUUUAUGCAGCUCCACGUGGCACUUGUCACUCUGGAAGGCACUCUGCAUUUUACAUAGUUCUCUUGUAAACCAUCUCCCCAAACCGGUGAACUGGGGGAGGCCAGGGAUUUUUGUCUGUUUGGUUCACUGUAGCACACCCCCAGUGUUUAGAACAGGGCCUGGCGCACAGUAGGUGCUCAAUAAAUGUUUGCCCAGGGAAUUUUUAUUGUUAUGCGUUUACUGAAAGAGUCCAGAUUACUGUCAGGCGCCUAGUUAGAAACGUGGCCCCUACCAUUUUCUCGCUGGGGGGUGUUUGUAGGGAUCCUGUGCCUCAGUUUCACCAGCCCUGAAACGGGAUCUGAAAUAGCUGUUUCUGUGCGUGGCUGUGUAAGUUCGGUGUCAUUAAAGUGUGGUCAUUAAACCAAACGCCACGGGCACAACCCUGAUAGAGUUUGGCUUCCAGCAGGGCCCCUGCCCGCAGCCCCAUCUUCUCCCAUCAGGCCCCGCCCCAGUGGGCGGAGCCACGGCCCGGCCAGCACGUGUAAAAAAGUUCGCGGCCAGUCGCCUCAGCCACUCACCUGAGCGCACACGGCUCGCGCGUCCUCCGCCUGCCUCCCCUCCAGCUUGCCAGAUAACCCGGCCGCGACCUCAUGUCCCGCCGUAAGGCCGGCCGCACGCCCCGCCGAGUAGAACCUGCGCCCGUCGCCAACUCAGACAGCGACACGGAGAUGCGGGACCUGGUCAUCGACGUGAAUCCGGAGUCGAAUCCGUGGCUGCUACAGGCCCCGGGGCUGCGGCCCUCUUCCUCAAAGGAAGUGCCCGCGCCGGGGCGGUUCGAGGGUGAGCCCCGCUACUCCCCCGACAGGGUGCGCGCCGGCGGUCCCCUCCACGCCCUCGUCUCGCGGAACCAGUGUGUGUCCUGGACUCCUGUGAAACCUAAUCCUCACGACCGCCAGCCUUGGACCGACAAACACCCAGAUAUGUUGACCUGCGGCCGCUGUCUGCAGACCUUCCCGCUGAAGGCCAUCACUACUUUCAUGGACCACAAGAAGCUGGGCUGUCAGCUCUACAGAGACCCCAGCCCUCGCCCGGACUCAGACCGUGAGAACAUGAAGGCCUUGAUCUGCCUCCGCUGUGGCCGGCAGUUCACCAGGGCCUGGAAACUGCUGCGCCACGCCCAGUGGGACCAUGGACUGUCCAUCUACCAGACAGAACCUGAGGCCCCAGAGACCCCACUGCUGGGCCUGGCAGAGGUGGCGGCAGCCAUGUCAGCAGUGCUGGGGCCGGAAGUGGAGGCCAAGAGCUCCCGGGCCAGCAGCCUCCCCAAGCGGAGCCCCACCUGCCCCGUGUGCGCGAAGACCCUCAGCUCCUUCAGCAACCUCAAGGUGCACAUGCGCUCACACACGGGCGAGCGGCCCUACGCCUGCGACCAGUGUCCCUACGCCUGCGCCCAGAGCAGCAAGCUCAACCGCCACAAGAAGACCCACCAGCAGCUGCAGCCUCAGAGCUCCUACAUGGACAACCCCAGUCAGGAACAGGCCUCAGCGGCCCCUCCGGAGCCAGCUGUCCAUGCCGCUGCCCCAGCCAGCGCCCUCCUUUGCAGCCGUGAAGGGGCUGGGGCUGGAGCCGCGGACACGGCAGGUGUGCAGGAACCUGGGGCUCCAGGUGGUGGAGCUCAGGCUGGCCCUGGUGGGGAUGACUGGGGAGUUGCCAGCAAGGAAGAGAAAACCGACUCUGCCCAGAGCCCAGAGAUGUCACCCAAGAAGACGCCAAAGCCAGGGAGCAAGAGCCAUGGGCCCGGGGGCAGCUGCGAGUUCUGUGGGAAGCAUUUCACCAACAGCAGCAACCUGACGGUGCACCGGCGCUCACACACCGGGGAGCGGCCCUACGCCUGCGAGCUCUGCCCCUACGCCUGCGCCCAGAGUAGCAAGCUCAACCGUCACCGCCGCAUGCACGGCCUGGGACCCAAUGGUGCCCGCUUUGAGUGCCCCCACUGCCGCGUGCCCUUCGGCCUGCGGGCCACCCUGGACAAACACCUGCGGCAGAAGCACCCCCAGGCUGGUGGAGAGGCCUGAGUGGCAGACGUGCCCUCCCUGCUGUCGCCAGUACCACGUUUCACGUGUCUGUUGAUCUCGUCCUUCCCCUACUGUGAAUAAAUCCUCCCUCCCUCUA
Messenger RNA from Phyllostomus discolor (pale spear-nosed bat), 2581 nucleotides. It is a transcript of the gene ZNF296, whose product is annotated as zinc finger protein 296. NCBI's taxonomy places the organism in Eukaryota, Metazoa, Chordata, Mammalia, Chiroptera, Phyllostomidae. Gene Ontology annotation, cellular component: nucleus. The coding region runs from base 1060 to 2484 and encodes 474 amino acids. The transcript is spliced from 3 exons. Gene Ontology annotation, molecular function: DNA-binding transcription factor activity; RNA polymerase II cis-regulatory region sequence-specific DNA binding. Gene Ontology annotation, biological process: regulation of transcription by RNA polymerase II; negative regulation of dendrite development. The record is from RefSeq and is a predicted model, not a curated record.